Molecule: messenger RNA, 922 nt
Organism: Empidonax traillii (willow flycatcher)
Lineage: Eukaryota; Metazoa; Chordata; Aves; Passeriformes; Tyrannidae
Product: B-cell scaffold protein with ankyrin repeats-like
Exons: 6
Coding region: 11-607 (198 amino acids)
Biological process (GO): B cell activation; negative regulation of B cell activation; negative regulation of phosphatidylinositol 3-kinase/protein kinase B signal transduction
Molecular function (GO): protein tyrosine kinase binding; signaling receptor binding
Source: RefSeq, a predicted model, not a curated record
GAAUUUUGUGAUGGACAGGAAUAAGAGAGAACAUGGGGAUGAACUCAACACAGCAUGCUACAGAGAAGACCAAGACCCAUGCGAGGAAGACAGCGAGGAGGAAGACCUGUACACUGCUGUGCAACUGGAGGAAUCUGUGUAUGAUUUCAUACUGGGGGAGGAGGAGGAGAAGGAGAAAAGGAAACGUUGCAGGUCCUUCAUCAUGAACAGGCCACCAGCCCCCGCCCCUCGUCCCACGUGUUCCCUGGUCAGAGAGGAGAACACGCCCUAUAUAGUACAAGUGUUCCAGCAAAAGGCCACUCGAGUGACCAGUGACAACAACAGGACAUACUGCGCUGCCGAGAAGCCCGCACACAGAGGCCACACUGACAGAGCAACUUACAGCAUCAUGAAACACAACAUGCCUGCUGAACAGGAAGAACUCAUCCACUUGCAGGAACAGGUGAAAAAGGGGGCAACUUCUGUGGAUGAAGCCCUGGACAGAUUUAAACGGUGGCAGAAGGAAAAAGAGAGACUACAGUCCACUCAACAAGAAAAAGUGCAUCACCCUAGAGACACCACUAUUGGAAACAGACAAGAAAAUGAAAAUCUGAAUGUCUUCAACUAGGAGCCCAACAGGCAAGAAGGAACAUAUGCCUAAUUAAUGGAGUGCAACUCUUCAGCCAGCUGCACAGCAGUUUCAUCUGCUUGGUAUCCCACACAUCUUCCAGCUGUGCCCUGACAGCCUCAGUCUCCAGCCCCUCCUGCUGUGACACGGCGGUGUGAUCAUCGCUGCACUUCAAGCGCCUUGGAAUCUCUCGCCUGGGCCAACUCUAGAAGAAGACCAGUAUCGCUAAAGCAAAAUUAGUAAGAUUUCUUGUAAAGACAGCACUGAUUUUCACCUCUUUUCUUUGCAUUUUUCUUCCCCCCCUCCCCAAGAUGA